AUUUUAAUAACUACUAGAAUCAUUCAAUGUUUCCAAUACUCUUUGAGGUUUGUUCAAACCCUUGACACAUUACCAUGCUGAAAGAUCGGACAACGACAACCAUUUCUGUUAUGCUUUUACUUCCCAUUUACAAUGUGUUUAAUGGAAACCAUGGAUCCAAACAUUACCAGCACGGGGUCAGAUUUAUCAUUUUCUUCGUAUUUACAUUCACCGAUCGAUAAUUAUAUGUUGUAUCUAAAUUGUCAUUCGUACGAGCAAUGUUUACCCUAGAUACAGAACAUGUUGAAAAGAUUGAACCUGAGUAGAAAUAUAUCAACUGAUGUAUCUUUAAUUGAAAAUAUUUGAACAUUGGUCUUGUCGUUGAAAAGUUGAAUUGCAUUGUGUACAUACCUCUGUGUGAGAUAGAAUGUUAAAGUAUAUUUUGUUUUUAACAAUGUCUUGUGCUUAGUGGUUAACACGGUCUGGAUUAACUAUAAAGUGACGUUGUCUGAUUGAGCGGAUCCGCGGCAUUCUGUAGCACUAGAUGCAUCAAUGAUCACCUUUCAAAAAGUGGGUUUAAUUUUGUUCAAGAAAUUCAAUUCUUCUAUAUUAAGCAAAGUAGUAACAACCUUUAACACUGCGUCUUGAAAUGACAUGAACUUGUCAAUCCUAUCGGACUUAUAAUAUAUCUUCAACAGAAAUUGCGUUAUAUACACUGGUGUGUAUAAAAGAAAUACAAAUGGGAGAGGAAUUGCAUCGGGAAUUCACUUGUCCAAUCUGUGCCGAUAUCUUUACGAAUCCUAAAGGACUCCCCUGUCUUCACUCUUUUUGUAGGGAAUGUCUACGUCUUUACAUCACAAAACAACAGGAAAAUAAAGGAAGGAACUGUGAGUUUUCAUGCCCUGUGUGUCGUUACAAUGUGGUUCCUCCCGAUGUCCAGAAACCCGUGGAAGAUUGGGUGGACCAGUUUCCAAGCAACCAUCAAAUUAUCAGUCUCAUGGAUGUUAUGCUUCCGAAGAGAAACAACACACCUUGUAAUCUGUGUCAAAAACGUGAUAUUAGCACUAUAGCUGUGAAUGUCUGUCGGACAUGCCACGAGGAAUAUUGUGCCGAUUGCUCCAAAUUCCAUCUACUUCUCAAGGCCACCAAAGGUCAUAAGCUCUAUCCACUGGAAAAUGUGUCGGUGUCAUCGAGAUCUACAACCGCCGUGACUACUAUCUCUCUUCCGGAGGAUUCUGAGAUCUCAUUCGAGUACACCAUCGACAGCACAAAUUCCAGACAAGUAAACGUGAUCUCGGAGACUGAUAAUGCCGAGUGUUGGAUCACGGGAGCGGUGUUUCUGGAAGAUGAUAAAAUAUUGAUGGCGGACAACAGAAAUUUGAAAUUAAAGUUAUUUUCCGCUAAUUUCAAUUUGAUAACUGAGGAGGAUUCUUUCAAACCUUACGAUUUAACUUUACUGGAUAAUGAAACAGUGGCAGUAAGCGACGCAGGAUGUGUCAGGUUUUGUAACAUCGAACGAAAUACGCUGAAAGUGACAAAAACGUAUAAUGGCGACUGGAAGAUUUACGUACCAAAAGUUCUUCCUGUGCCUGGCUACUGUAGAGGAAUAUGCUCAAAUAAAGGGAAAAUAGCAUUGUGUUCCGGCAAGGACUUGGACAAACGAAUAAUCGUCCAGGAUGUUGAAAUUGUUCGCCAUAUUUGGCAAGACCUAGAUGGAAAAAGUUUGUUCAGAGAGCCAUGGUAUUGCGUGAUGAAUGAAUCUGCCAGUCUGAUCUUCGUGGCGGAUGGGGUGGGGGUAGAAGGUCACGUGACCUGUAUUACGACCCAGGGCCGUUUGAGGUGGAAACAUAAAUUCGAAAUGCCCAGGGGUCUGUGUAUCUGCGGGGAUCAUUUAUUUGUUGCAGACAUGAAAGAUAACAUUAUCAAGGUCAUUUCAUUUGAUGGAAAAGAAGUGAAGACAUUGCUAACACGAAAAGACGGGAUUCAGCGGCCACAGACCGUCGCCAUCAACAGUACGGGUGACAAGCUCCUAGUGUCGUCCUGUCCUCCCUACAAUAAUAACUAUGUCUCCAUAUUUGACCUCACCUAUAAAAAGGGAAGACAAAGACGACCCGAAUCAGCAAAACCAGCAGUCAGGAUACAAAGUGGACUUUGUACUGUGAGCUGAAAAGUUAUUCCGCUCAUGAUCUGGUAUCAAAGAAGAAACUACUUGGACAAACAAACAAUUGUCCAGGAUGUUGAAAUUGUUCGCCAUAUUUGGAAUAUGGCAAGACCUAGAUGGCAUUACCAGACUCUAUCAUUUGUACACGCGCAUCUACAACUUUCUAUUCUAAAUCGGCAAAAUGGGUAUCGCUCCGUUCCUUUCGCUCCAUCACAUCUUCCCUAAACGCGAAGAAAGGAAAAGCGAAUGGCCUGAUCAAAACACCAUGAUUUCGCGUACAUGUAGUUAUCGUUUGUUUUAUUGGUUUGGAAUUACAAUGGGACCAAGUUUUUUUUUCCUUCUUCUUUAUUUUUUUUAGUUUAUUAAACUUAAGACUGCAUAUGGUGUUUAUCUCUCUCAAAUGAUUCGAUAAGCGAGAGCAUGUUCUUCAUGCAAUUGAUUUUUCGAGGUGACGUAAGUCAGCCUCGUAUGUCAGACCCCAGCUUCAAUGGCGCCCUGUUUUAAUCACUACCAUUUGCGAAAUCACUUUGAUUUUUAAUAUAAGAAAUUUGUUGUCACAUAUGCUAAUGCAACGUAAAAGCUGUCACAAUUCACUUUGAGAUUGAUAUAGGAUCCAUAUGUUUACCCUCUACGAUAAGCGAGUUAAAUAAGAAUUUAUGAAAUCGCAAUUUUUAUCCCUUCGAUAUGAAACAAAGUCCACACAUCAAAAGGAAUCGCGAAUUAGUGUUUAGGUUUGUAAACAAGAUCAAAAUUAUUUGUCGUUUGCCAACAUUUUAUUCCACGAUCUUAGAAAAACAGAAUUGGACUGUAGGAAACGAUUUGCAUUGCUUCUGUAUUCAUUCGCAUUGUCACAUAUAGACGGGGAAAACAUGGUCUAUUUUUCUCUAGGAAUUCUGGGUAAACAGCUGUCUCCUCUUAUGUCUGAAAAUUAUGUUAAUUAGCCGAUUUAUCGCCUAUCAAAAAAUAGUUCACAUUGAUACUAUGUUCCAUUUUUAUUAAACUGUUAUAUAUAAAUUCUGUUUUAUGUCAGAUUGAAGAAGUCUUCCUUGUAUGUGAUCUGUUGUAUUUAUCAAGCAGAAAUUGUGUGUAAUUAGAAUUUUAAUAUUAAACUCUGCACUAUUUCUCUGUAUCCAUACGCGCCACGCUAUCCUGUUUAUCAACAAGGAGAAAACGUCUUGCCUGAGAGAACUGAUAUAUUCUUACCAACGCAUUAACUCAAGAUAAUUAUCUGAAACCCAAUGUGUUAAUUUCGUACAAUUUUACCAAAAUAUUUCUUUUGAACGCAUUUUUGAGAUUUUAAUACUAAAUCUGGGUGUAAACAUGUAAUCUUCGAUCGAAAGGGCCGAGCGCCAUUUCCCGCGCUCUUUCAUGGUCAAGUCAGAUAGCUGUAAACAUUGAUUAAGAAAUAUAAAUGAACAUGUUUUUGUGAAUAUAUUUGUUAUUCAAGAAAAGAACUCCAUUGGAAGUAAUAUAUUGGAAAUCAAGUUUACAUUUCUUUGUCACGAAAUAUGAUUUAUCUCAAGAGUUGAAUGAAUUAUCUUAAGAGUUGACACUUGUUUUCAAGAGUUGAUAUUUCAAGAGUGGAAAUUUUCUUGGACUGGUUUAACUUUGACUCAAGAAUUGAAUGAGUUAUUUCAAGAGUUGACAGUUGUUGUCGUCAUCAGAUAUGAAGGGU
Molecule: messenger RNA, 3815 nt
Organism: Ostrea edulis (European flat oyster)
Lineage: Eukaryota; Metazoa; Mollusca; Bivalvia; Ostreida; Ostreidae
Exons: 2
Coding region: 719-2146 (475 amino acids)
Biological process (GO): positive regulation of DNA-templated transcription
Cellular component (GO): chromatin; nucleoplasm
Molecular function (GO): ubiquitin-protein transferase activity
Source: RefSeq, a predicted model, not a curated record